AUGUAGAAGUAUAGAAAAUCAACAAGUUCACCUAUUUUCAAAUCAUAGAGUUUACCAAUAAUAAAUGAAUUAAAAUUUGCAAUGAGAACCAGAGCAGGAAGUGAUUAAUAGCAUUCAGUGAAAAUAAAUUAAGACAGUUUUAUUGCAUGUAGAUUGUAAAAUAUAUAAUAAUAAUAGUAAUGGUUAUUAAUUUUUUGCAAUUUGUGAUGGUCAUGGUUAAAAUGGACAUCUUGUUUCAUAAUAUUUAAAAAAAAACAUUCCAAGUAUAAAUUAUGAGAAUUAGUUAUUUUAAGGAAUUAUUUAAAGGACAUGUCAUUGAAUUCAGAAGGUAUAAAUUAAGCUAUAAUUCGUUCAUUCCUUAAAAUUAAUAAAGAUUUAUUUUAGAGUAAUAUUGAUACUAAUUUGGCUGGAUCUACUAUUGUAUCAAUAUUAAUAAAAGAUUAACAAGUAGAUCUACUUAUUAUUAAAUAGAUAUUCUGUUCAAAUGUAGGUGAUUCAAGAGCUAUUAUUUGUUAAAAAGUUAAUACUUGGAUGGCUAUAUAAAUUAGUGUAGAUCAUAAACCAAAUAAUUAAAAAGAAAGAGCUAGAAUUUUACAUGCUGAUGGUAGAAUAUCUUAAAGAAAGAAUUCAGAUGGAUAUCCUACUGGUCCUGAAAGAGUAUAUUUAGCAUAUUCAGAUACUCCUGGAUUAGCAAUGACAAGAAGUUUUGGAGAUAAAAUUGCAUCUAAAGUUGGAGUUAUUGCAGAACCAGGUAUUAUUCAUUAUAUUAAAUAAAGAGAUAUUAGAAUUUAAAAUAACUAAAGCUCAUAAGUUUAUAGUAAUUGCUUCUGAUGGUGUUUGGGAUUAAUUGACUAAUGAUGAAGUUAUGGAUUUGAUAUUACCUUAUUUUAAAGAUAAGUAAAUUGAAUUGGCUACUGAAAGAGUUGUAAGAGAAGCAUUUAAUAGAUGGAAAUAAUAUUCUAUUUUGAGAGAUGAUAUAACUUGUAUUGUAAUAUUUUUAUGAUUUGAUAUUAAAUAAUUUUAAUAUAUUAGUUAAACCAUAUGUUUAACUUUCUAUUCAAUAUCAUCUUACUUAUAGAAUUAUCAAAAAAUGAAAUUACUGUUGAUUUUAAUGAAGAUAAUACAUGGGAAAGUAACUUAGAUACUUCAAGUCAUUCUACUUUUAAAGUUUAAAAGUUAUUGACAAAAUAUUGCUAUGUUAGAAUAUCAUUAACAACUAAUGAUCCUAGUUUUUUAUUAAUUGCUGAUUACAAACAAUUACCAAAAACAAACUUAACUUCUAAAUAUAAAUAAGGAGAAAAAAUAGAUAGAAUAAGGUAAGCAUUAUUCUCUAUAAAGUCAACUUGAAAAUAGGAAAUCUAGAUUUCUAAAAUUGAAAGCAACACAAGAAGUUAUUUAUAUAACUACUUUAGCUGAUUACUCAUUAAAUAGUUAUAAUAUUUAUAUAACUGCAAGUAAUGAAGAACUUUGUGAUAACUCAUGUUUUACUAAUGGAGUUUGUGAGGUAAAAAUAUAUUAUUUUAAGAAUGACGGAUGCAAUUGUUAAAGUUCUUUUAUUGGAAAUGAUUGCCAUUAAAAAUCCUAAGAAUUAUAUUCAGAAACUACAUACAAAAUUUAUUUUGAGCAAAAUUAAUCUAUUAAGUUCUUUUCAAUAGACUUGAAUCAUUUAAUUAAUUAAAUGUUAAGACUUGAUUUUUAAGUAAUUUUAAUAUCAAAAUUAUUUAGACUGAUUGUAUAAAUUGUUUAACAAUUAUCAUUUACAAAACUAAGGCUCUUUUGCAAUCAGAUAAUUUUACAAAUGAUAAUUAUUUAUAAACAUUUUAAAUUUAGAAUGGAUAGAUAGCUAUUAUAACUUAGAUUCCAUACACUUUGUCAACAAUUUCAUAACAAAUUUUAAACUUUGCAGUAUUAAAUAAAUAUUCUAAUUUUUAAUCUACUUCUUUAUAAAUUAGAUUUAAUUAAGACUCUUAAGAUAUUAAUAACAAUCAAUAAGAAAAAAAUGAAUAAAAUAAACAAAUUUAUAUUAUCGUUCCAGUUGGAACAAUAAUAAUAUUAAUUAUCAUCAUAUUUUUUAUUUUAAAAUUAAGAAAAAGGUUAAGGAUUGAUAUUUAACCAAAUCCCUCUAAUUAAUUAGAAUAAAAUCCAUAUAUAUAAACUCUUAAUCAUUAAGGAUAAAGAAAUAUACAUUUAUAAGAAAAAGAUGAUAGUUGCCCUAUUUGCAUGUAGGAAAUUGAUCUAAACUAAUUUGUAAUUAAGCUUAAUUGCUCGUAUAUAUAAAUUAUCUAAUUUAGUCAUUAAUUUCAUAAGGCAUGUAUUUAGAGUUAUACUCAAAAUAGCAAAAUUUGCCCACAUUGCAGAAAACCAUUUCAUAAAAAUGAAAUUUACUGA
Messenger RNA from Paramecium sonneborni, 2388 nucleotides. The record is from the annotation of a GenBank genome assembly. NCBI's taxonomy places the organism in Eukaryota, Ciliophora, Oligohymenophorea, Peniculida, Parameciidae.